CAAAUAACGCUAUCACUCUCUCUGUUCUUGGGGGUUGUUGACUUGUUGUUUCGUAUGAUAAAAAAAAGAGAAAUCCUUAAUUUCUACAAAAUCAGUCAGAUCUUUGAAAUACACAUUCGUCAAUGGCGUCUCCUAUUGUUGUAGAAGAUCGUCCAGCUCCACUCGAUGCUACUGCUGAUCCACCGGCUGUGUUCGACGGCACCACUAGAUUGUACACAAGCUACGUUUGCCCAUUUGCUCAACGAGUUUGGAUCACCAGAAACUUCAAGGGUUUGCAAGAAAAGAUCAAACUUGUUCCUUUGGAUCUUGGGAAUAGGCCUGAUUGGUACAAGGAGAAAGUGUAUCCAGAGAACAAGGUGCCAGCGCUUGAGCACAAUGGGAAAAUCAUUGGGGAGAGUCUGGAUUUGAUCAAAUAUCUUGAUAACACUUUUGAAGGGCCUUCCCUUUACCCCGAGGAUCAUGCAAAAAGAGAGUUUGGCGACGAGUUAUUGAAGUAUGCUGAUACUUUCUAUAAAACUAUGUAUGCGUCACUCAAAGGAGACCCCUCUAAAGAAACCCCACCUGUGUUAGAUUAUCUGGAAAACGCUCUGUAUAAGUUCGAUGACGGGCCAUUCUUCCUUGGUCAGUUUAGCUUGGUUGAUAUCGCCUAUAUCCCGUUCAUGGAAAGGUUUCAAAUUGUACUUAAUGAGUUUUUUAAGUUCGACGUUACUGCAGAACGGCCUAAACUAUCUGCAUGGAUCGAGGAAUUGAACAAGAUUGAUGCCUAUGCACAAACGAAAAUCGAUCCUAAGGAGAUUAUGGAGAUUUUCAAGAAAAAAUUCAUGUAAGGAAGCACUAAGAAGUAAGAAGUAAAGUGUACCAGACCAUGAAACCACCUUGUACGCAAAGGCCAUGCACUAUAAUCAUCAGCUAUUACUAUGUUCCGCAGUUAAUAGUCUAUAUCGAAUCUGAGUCUUAUAUGGGUUAUAUUCUUGCAGUAAUGAAGCACUAAGAAGUAAAAGUUUACCGGACCAUUGAACUACCUUGUACGAAAAGGUGGUCUUUGGAUAUGAAGUAAGAAUCAGAUGAUGCAAUAACAGAGCUUGAUCUGUAUUUUAGUCUUAAUCAGUUAUCAACCAUUGGCAUUGUUAAACUAUUUACACACAUUGUAUAAUAGUAAAAUACUGUUUAAACAAUAAUUUUGGAAUUAUAGUCACCGAACC
Camelina sativa (false flax) is the source of this 1202-nucleotide messenger RNA. RefSeq names its product glutathione S-transferase L3. NCBI's taxonomy places the organism in Eukaryota, Viridiplantae, Streptophyta, Magnoliopsida, Brassicales, Brassicaceae. Gene Ontology annotation, biological process: protein glutathionylation. The record is from RefSeq and is a predicted model, not a curated record. Gene Ontology annotation, molecular function: glutathione transferase activity.